Molecule: messenger RNA, 2265 nt
Organism: Aspergillus lentulus
Lineage: Eukaryota; Fungi; Ascomycota; Eurotiomycetes; Eurotiales; Aspergillaceae
Product: putative endoglucanase
Biological process (GO): xyloglucan metabolic process
Molecular function (GO): protein binding
Source: RefSeq, a predicted model, not a curated record
AUGAUGCAUACUCUGAACGUGGUCUUGUUGGCUGGAAGCCUCUUGUUUGAUGUGACCCGCGGAGCUGCAUCACAAGCUUACACCUGGAAGAAUGUGCAAUAUCCAGGAGGCGGAGGUUUCGUUCCAGGAAUCGUUUUCAAUCCAUCAGCCAAGGGAGUAGCGUACGCUCGUACUGAUAUUGGAGGCGCGUACCGUCUCAACUCGGAUGACACAUGGACACCUCUGCAGGAUUCUGUGGGCAACAGCAACUGGCAUAACUGGGGUGUUGAUGCUCUCGCUACUGAUCCCAUCGAUACCAAUCGCUUGUACCUGGCAGUUGGGAUGUACACGAACGAAUGGGAUCCUAACGUUGGCUCGAUUAUGCGCUCGGCCGAUAACGGUAAUACUUGGUCGGAAACCAAGCUACCGUUCAAAGUUGGAGGAAAUAUGCCUGGGCGUGGUAUGGGCGAGCGUCUUGCUGUAGACCCUAACAAGAACAGUAUUCUAUACUUUGGCGCGAGGAGUGGCCAUGGCCUGUGGAAGAGUACUGACUACGGAGCGACCUGGUCCAACGUCACUUCUUUUAUCUGGACUGGAACUUACUUCCAGGAUGCCAGUUCCACGUAUACGUCCGAUCCCGUUGGUAUUGCUUGGGUUACAUUUGAUUCCACCUCUGGUUCAAAGGGCUCUCCCACUCCACGCAUCUUCGUUGGAGUUGCGGACACCGGUAAAUCAGUGUUUGUGUCUGAAGAUGCCGGAUCUACAUGGUCCUGGGUUACCGGAGAGCCACAGUACGGCUUUCUACCUCAUAAGGGAGUGCUGUCUCCAGCUGAAAAGACUCUUUACAUCUCUUAUUCCAACGGAGCUGGUCCGUACGACGGCACCAAUGGAACGGUACACAAGUAUAACAUCACCAGCAAAGUGUGGACUGACAUCAGCCCUACACCCAUGGCAAGCACAUACUAUGGCUAUGGCGGUUUAUCUGUCGACCUGCAAGUCCCUGGAACCUUGAUGGUAGCCGCGUUGAAUUGCUGGUGGCCAGACGAGCUGAUCUUCAGGAGUGUGGAUUCUGGAGCCACAUGGUUUCCCAUCUGGGCCUGGAACGGAUAUCCCAACCUGAACUACUACUAUAGCUACGAUAUAUCAAAUGCCCCUUGGCUGCAAGAUGAUACUUCAACAGCUGAGUUUCCCGUUCGUGUCGGCUGGAUGGUUGAAGCUCUCGCAAUUGACCCAUUCGAUUCUAACCACUGGUUGUACGGAACCGGCGCGACGAUUUAUGGUGGCCAUGACCUCAAGAAUUGGGACACCGUGCAUAAUGUCACCUUGAAGUCUCUCGCCGUCGGCAUCGAAGAGAUGGCUGUCCUUGGACUCAUUUCUCCUCCAGGCGGACCACCAUUGCUGUCUGCUGUUGGCGACGUUGGAGGAUUCUACCAUUCAGAUCUCGGCAAGGCACCGGCUCAAUCCUUCCAUAACCCAACAUACGGCACUACCAACGGCAUUGAUUACGCUGGUAACAAACCAUCCAACCUUGUUCGCUCAGGAGCCAGCGACACGCUUCCUACCGUUGCUAUGUCUACGGACUUUGGCAAGACCUGGUCGGCAAACUACGCAGCUUCUUCCACCACGCCCACCGGGCAGGUUGCUCUUUCUGCGGACGCCGAUACCGUCCUGCUGAUGAACUCCAAUGGAGCCAUGGUGUCGAAGUACAGCAGCACAUUCAGUGCCGUCUCGUCUCUGCCCUCCGGUGCGGCCAUUGCAUCUGACAAGUCCAACAAUACAGUCUUCUACGGUGGUUCGGCCGGCUCCUUCUACGUUUCCACCAACGGCGCCACCUCGUUCACCAAGACUGCAUCCCUUGGCUCCAGUACCGCCGUCAAUGCCAUCCGCGCCCACCCCUCUAUUGCCGGCGACGUCUGGGCUACUACCGACACCGGUCUCUGGCACUCGACAGACUACGGUAAGACAUUCACCAAGGUCGGCGGUGGAUGCACAGCAGGCUGGAGCUUCGGUCUGGGUAAGGCUUCGUCGACUGGUUCCUACGCCGUCAUAUACGGCUUCUUUACCAUCGACGGGAUAACCGCACUCUUCAAGACGGAGGACAUGGGCACGAACUGGCAAAUGAUUUCUGAUUCCACACACGGCUUCGGCGCUGCGUCAGCUAAUGUGGUCAAUGGCGAUAUGUCAAACUAUGGACGUGUGUUUGUGGGCACAAAUGGAAGGGACCACAUCGACAAGCACAAAGUCAUCCGGUACUACGACUUCGACAACGCUGACCACGACUACUAA